AGUCUUGUUUUUGUGGCUCUAUCGAAUAGUGACUUCCCAAGGAAACUCUGCAAUCAGUAAAGAUGACUACUACGUACAAAGUUGAACAACUUACCGGAACUACGAUGAACUUCACUGGUGAAGCUCCGUACUACGAUGGUGAAACUUACAGUCUCUACUGGACCGACAUUGUUGGUGGACAAAUAUUCCGCAUGGAUACAACCACUACCAAGCUCUACACUGCAAGAAUCCUUGGAGAGACUUACAUCUCAUUCAUCAUUCCCGUUGAAGGAACUACAACUCAGUUCAUCAUUGGCGCUGGAAAACGUUUACUUCUUAUCAAUUGGGAUGGAGUUCACACCACGGCUCAAAUCAUUCGUAUCCUUGCUGAACUUACAACCACUGGAGUUCGCUUCAAUGAUGCUAAGACUGACACUCAAGGUCGUCUCUAUGUUGGAACAAUGAUUUCAGAAGAAACUGGAAACAUUUUCGACACUACCAAACGUGUUGGAUCGUUGUACCGUUUUACAAUGACCGAAGGUUUGACUGAAUUGAAAACCAAGGUUGGCCUUUCCAACGGUAUCGCUUUCAACGAUCAAACAAACACCAUGUACUUUGUUGAUUCUUAUGACUUGAACAUCAAACAAUUCUUCUAUGAUGGAAAGACCGGAAACAUUACAAACGAAAAAAUAUUGACCGACAUCACAAGCUAUGGAACUACCAAGACAAACGUCCCUGAUGGUUUAACGAUUGAUACUGAUGGAAAUCUUUAUGUUGCAAUGUUUGGCGGCGGUCGCAUUUUGAAGAUCAACACGACAACUGGAAAGGUGACAACUGAAAUCAAACUUCCAGUUCCCCAAGUUACAUCAAUGACAUUUGGUGGCAAGAACUACGACACCAUGUUUGUCACAACAGCUGGAUUGGACGUCACUGGACCUCAAACUUAUCCAUCUGGAUACAUGUUCAAGGUUACUGGACUUGGCGUUCAAGGUACAGAAACAACCAAAUUCGAGACCACAUAAAAAGUUCAAAUUUUGUCAACAUAAACAUUUCAAUAAAGAUUUUCUUCUCUUAACAUAACAAAACGAUGGAAAUUUAAUAAAUUUUAUUUUUACAAUUCAA
Clunio marinus is the source of this 1101-nucleotide messenger RNA. Lineage: Eukaryota; Metazoa; Arthropoda; Insecta; Diptera; Chironomidae. The record is from the annotation of a GenBank genome assembly.